Messenger RNA from Equus quagga, 1575 nucleotides. It is a transcript of the gene HSDL2, whose product is annotated as hydroxysteroid dehydrogenase like 2. The coding region runs from base 136 to 1392 and encodes 418 amino acids. The transcript has 11 exons. Gene Ontology annotation, cellular component: mitochondrion. The record is from RefSeq and is a predicted model, not a curated record. Lineage: Eukaryota; Metazoa; Chordata; Mammalia; Perissodactyla; Equidae.
CCCAUUCCCUGCAGGCCUGGGGCGGGGUCUCGGGGGGCGAGGUCUGGGGCCGGGGCUAAAUGCGCCGAGAAGAUCCGCCUCUCUCUGCCAGCUCGCUGUCGCUGUUUUCGCCAUCGACUGGGAUCUACGAAAGUCAUGCUACCCAACACCGGGAAGCUAGCGGGAUGCACGGUUUUUAUCACAGGCGCAAGCCGUGGCAUUGGCAAAGCUAUUGCAUUGAAAGCUGCAAAGGACGGAGCAAAUAUUGUCAUUGCUGCGAAGACCACCCAUCCACACCCCAGACUUUCAGGCACAAUCUAUACCGCUGCUGAAGAAGUCGAAGCAGCUGGAGGAAAGGCCUUGCCAUGUGUUGUUGAUGUGAGAGAUGAACAGCAAAUCAAUAAUGCAGUGGAGAAAGCAGUUGAGAAAUUUGGAGGAAUUGAUGUUUUGGUGAAUAACGCCAGUGCUAUCAGCUUGACCAACACAUUGGAGACACCUACGAAGAGAGUGGAUUUGAUGAUGAAUGUCAACACCAGAGGCACCUACCUUACAUCUAAAGCAUGUAUUCCUUAUCUGAAAAAGAGUAAAAUCGCUCAUAUCCUCAAUCUCAGCCCACCACUGAACCUCAACCCACUGUGGUUCAAACAGCACUGUGCUUAUACCAUUGCUAAGUAUGGUAUGUCUAUGUGUGUGCUUGGAAUGGCAGAAGAAUUCAAAGGUGAAAUUGCAGUCAAUGCAUUAUGGCCUAAAACAGCCAUACACACUGCUGCUAUGGAUAUGCUGGGAGGCUCUGGCAUUGAGAGCCAAUGUAGAAAAGUUGACAUCAUUGCAGAUGCUGCAUAUUCCAUUUUCAAAAGGCCAAAAACUUUUACUGGCAACUUUGUUAUUGAUGAAAAUAUCUUAAAAGAAGAAGGCGUAGAAAAUUUUGACCUCUAUGCAGUUAAACCAGGCCAUCCUCUCAUACCAGAUUUCUUCUUAGAUGAACAACCAGAUACAAUUACCAAGAAAAUGGAAUCACGUGGUCCUCCUCCAGAACUGAGAGAAGAGAAGUCACAGCCGCCACCAAAACCACGAUCUGGAGCUGUGGAAGAAACAUUUAGAAUUGUUAAGGACUCUCUCAGUGACAAUAUGGUUAAAGCCACUCAAGCAAUCUAUCAGUUUGAACUCUCAGGUGAAGAUGGUGGAACUUGGUUUCUUGAUCUGAAAAGCCAGGGUGGGAAUGUUGGAUAUGGAGAGCCCUCUGAUCGGGCAGACGUGGUGAUGAGCAUGUCUACUGAGGAUUUUGUAAAAAUGUUUUCUGGGAAACUAAAACCAACAAUGGCAUUCAUGUCAGGAAAAUUGAAGAUUAAAGGAAACAUGGCCCUAGCAAUCAAAUUGGAGAAGCUAAUGAGUCAGAUGAACGCCAAGCUGUGAAGGAAAAGAAAAAAAAAUUUCAUCCUCUAAGCUCAAAAAGGAAAAGGGCUCAGUAGUUAAAAUCUAACGUUUGUUUUCCUCCCUCUUGUAUUGUAAGGAUACGCCUGUUUGUGCUGGAAAAAAUAGAAUUUCUGUAUCUAUAAGACUUGAAAUUGUAAUUAAAACAGCUAGCUAUAAGCUUCA